GAAAAGCUAUCUUGAAGGUGGGAUAUGGCCCGAUUCGCAAUUAUGUGGCCCAUUUUCAAUUUCUAGCCACAUUGAUCAGGUAGUAAAAAAUAGUGUAAUAAAAAAUUUAUCUAGUGCUAGUAUUGAAGUCAACAGCGUCACCAAAAGUCCAUUGUUAUGGGAUCACUAA
Messenger RNA from Entrophospora candida, 169 nucleotides. Lineage: Eukaryota; Fungi; Glomeromycota; Glomeromycetes; Entrophosporales; Entrophosporaceae. The record is from the annotation of a GenBank genome assembly.